AUGCACAACGGACCGUCGUCGGUUUCCAAGGAGCAACCGAGAGUCACUCUUUACAUAAUCCUCACCACAGCUUUUCUCUCUCUCUGCUUCCUCCUCUCUCUCUCCUCCUCCUCCUCACGCUCCUCAUCUUCAUACACCGGACCCGACGACCUACGACCCGACCCGAGACUCUUCCCUUCCUCCUCCAAAAUCGCCGCCGACACAGCUCCUCCUUCCGUCGCUUACCUCAUUACCGGAUCUUCCGACGAUUCGCGCCGGAUCCUCCGUCUCCUCUACGCCACUUACCAUCCUAGAAAUCGGUACCUCCUCCAUCUCGAUAGCUUGGCGACGCAGUCGGAGCGAGAUCGGCUCGCUGUCGUAGUGCAAGACGUGCCGAUUUUCCGAGCUGCGAGGAAUGUUGAUGUCGUCGGGAAGCCGGAUUUCGUUUACCAGAGAGGGUCGUCUCCGAUGGCAUCGACGCUUCACGGUGCCUCGAUUCUUCUCAGAUUGUCUGGUGCUUGGGAUUGGUUUGUCAAUCUCAGUGUUGACGAUUACCCUCUCGUUACUCAAGAUGAGCUUCUUCACAUUUUGUCACAUUUGCCUAAGGACUUGAAUUUCGUGAACCACACUAGCUACAUUGGAUGGAGAGAGUCAAGGAGGUUGAAGCCAGUGAUUGUUGACCCAGGGCUCUAUCUUGCGGAGAAAACCGAUAUGUUCUUUGCUACACAGAAACGAGAGCUGCCUAAGGCUUUCAAGUUAUUCUCAGGUCCAUCUUUCUCCAUCCUAAGCCGAAAUUUCAUAGAGCACUGCGUCUUGGGGACUGACAACUUCCCUAGAACACUACUCAUGUACUUAUCCAACACACCAGCUUCUCUCUCCAACUACUUCCCAACCAUCCUCUGCAACUCGAAUCUCUUCAAAAAGACCAUCAUCAACAACAACUUACUCUACCUAGCUUCCGACGACACUUCCAAAGAAAGAUACCAUCACCUCGAUCCCAAAGAGUUCACCGAUAUGCUCGAAUCCGGAGCAGCGUUUGCAAGAGGAUUCAGAUUCGAUGACUCUAAUCUUGACCGUAUCGAUCAUGAGCUUCUUGGACGCAAACAUGGUGAAGUUGUGCCUGGUGGUUGGUGCUUGGGAGAUUCUAGUAAAAACAGUAGCUCGUGUUCUGUCUGGGGCGACUCAGGGAUUCUUAGGCCUGGCUCUGGUUCGGAUAGGCUCGAGAGACGAAUUGUUGAGUUGUUGUCUAACGAUUGGUUUAAAUCUCACCAGUGCAUAUCUGAAUGA
Microthlaspi erraticum is the source of this 1266-nucleotide messenger RNA. The record is from the annotation of a GenBank genome assembly. NCBI's taxonomy places the organism in Eukaryota, Viridiplantae, Streptophyta, Magnoliopsida, Brassicales, Brassicaceae.